Molecule: messenger RNA, 1813 nt
Organism: Pseudoliparis swirei
Lineage: Eukaryota; Metazoa; Chordata; Actinopteri; Perciformes; Liparidae
Gene: treh
Product: trehalase (brush-border membrane glycoprotein)
Biological process (GO): trehalose catabolic process
Molecular function (GO): alpha,alpha-trehalase activity
Source: RefSeq, a predicted model, not a curated record
AUGCGAGCCUCUCUGGGCCCAACGGACUCCUUCUGGCUCAAGCGGCUCCUGCUGUCAGAGAUAACAGACACGGCCCACGGGAUGAUCUACCUUGUCAACAGAUAUGACUUCGUUCCAAAUGGUGGAUGGAUUUUUUAUAAAAGACGCAGUCAGCCUCCAUUCCUCACUCUAAUGGUGGACAGCUACUAUAAAGCAACCAAGAAUAAAAAGUUCCUCAGAGCAGCUCUGGAGCAGGAGUACCGAUUUUUGAUGCAGAACCGCUCUGUUACUGUGAAAGUAAAUGGAGCAGCACAUCGACUGAACCGGUACCAUGUGCAGGUGGGCUUGCCCAGGUACGUACUGAAAUGCAUCAUUCUGGAAUGAGCUGAUGGACUCACAGAUGACUGGAAUGAGCGGCUGUGGAUGGAUCUGCAAGCGGAUGCAGAGUCUGGCUGGGACUUCGCGUCCCGCUGGUCCACGGAUGGCCUCGGGGACACCGGCACUAAUCAGGUCCUGCCCACUGACCUCAACGCUCUUCUGUGCCUCAAUGAGAGGACUCAUGCAUCGUUUCACAGGAUACUGGGUGAUGGUGACUCAGCUGCACUUGACUAGAAUGCCGCCCGCAGACUGGAGGCGAUGGAGUCUGUGCUGUGGGAUGCUGAGAGGGGAGCCUGCUUUGACUUCAACCUGAUGACGCACUCCAAACACUUUGAGUUUCCCCCCUCCAACCUGGCACGUUGGUCACCGUGCUCUUCUCGGCCUGAGAUGGGAGAGAAGGCAGUCCAGUAUCUGAAGAGUGGUGCUCGCCAGUUCCCCAAUGGCGUGCCAGCGUCUCGGCAGCAGUGGGACUACCCCAACGCGUGGCCUCCUCUGCAACACAUGCUCAUUGACGGUUUAUCCAAACUGCCCUCAGAGGAUGCUCAGCAACUGUCAUUUGGUUUGGCCCAGCGUUGGAUCAACAACUGGUUGGCACACAUGAAGUAUGAAGCCAUGUUUGAAAGGUCUGACGUGAACGGCGAUGGCAAACCCGGCGGUGGAGGAGAAUAUGAAGUUCAGCUGGGUCUUGGCUGGACCAAUGGUGUGGCCCUGCAGCUCGUGGACCAGUACGGGGCGACUCUCACGUCGGGAUGCAGACUGAUGUCUUCUGGCCUGCUGCUGCCUCUCGUCAUCUCAGCCGCUCUCAUGCUCCAGUGAGAGGCCAAAGGAGGUCUGAUUUUAUUAUCUGUGGUUUCACUGCACUGCAUCACUCCUUUCCAUUGGCAGACUUCAAACGAGUGAACAUGAAACAUCCAACUAAAUUGUGUUUCUUGUAUUUUUUUUUUUUUAAACGAUUGGAUAUUUUUCCGAAUCAAAUACGAUUACGAUCACUUUUGUGAGUAAACAGGGUAUACUUUAUCAUCAAAGAAUUUCCUCGAUGAAUAAUUCAGUAUUUAUUCUUGGCGGUAAAUGAUCAGUGUGUUGCUGAACUGCAGCCUGACUCGUUCCUUCUAUUUGCAUGCAUCUGAAGACACUCGUGUUAAAUACAUUGACGAACACAAUGACAUCAGCGGGUCGCGCACAACAUUUUGGGCACAAGCGGUCUAUGACCGCAAGCCCUCUACCGUGUGCUUAUUAGACAACACUUAAUGUAACCUUACAUGUAUUACAUGUACUUUGUUCCUUUCUUUUCUGCCUCUGCUCCAGCAGCGGCCUGAUGCAUUAUUGUUAUGGAUUUGUAUUUCCGUGACUGUGACCUCAAAACAUGUUUUUGGCCAAAACCUCAAAAAUUCACUUAAAUAUGACAAUGGCACGCACAGUUAUCAAAGGAUAAAAGGAUAAGCUGAUGGCAUUUAAG